Messenger RNA from Sphaeroforma arctica JP610, 428 nucleotides. RefSeq lists its product as hypothetical. The record is from RefSeq and is a predicted model, not a curated record. The transcript has a single exon. NCBI's taxonomy places the organism in Eukaryota, Ichthyosporea, Ichthyophonida. The annotation marks the transcript as partial.
AUGAGCAACAAACUGAGUAUAGACGAAGUUCUGUUUAUUGGAUCGCUGAGAGCAGACGUUAGCGACGUGACCAGUUAUCUUACAGCCUGUGCAGGAAACAAACCCAGAUGUGCAUGCAACACUCAUGUGCCCCUUUUGACCGCAUCGUCCACAUGCUUUGGGGCAUGUAGGGGCCUUGUGAGCAGGGUCCCAGCAAAUGAAACAAGCAUUUUGACUAGCUUUGGGACGACGAUGCUGGGGAGGAACAGAAGGCGGAGCAGUGGGAGUGCGAGGCUUUCCGGAAACCUGAGCGAUGAAUUUGUCACAAAUAUCCUGGGGAGCUGGGAUAGGAUCAAGGGCCGAAGAUGGGUAUUGCUCGAAGUAGGCAGGUUCGGCUUGGUGUUGUUCAAGAACCGAGGCCGUGUGACGACGAAUAGCGGCUGCACGAG